UUGGUUUGGACACCCCUGUAUGAAACCUAGAGAAUUACGUAAAGUCAAUUAUCGCGCAGUACUUUUUAACUCCGUAUAAAAAAUGUUUUUCGACAGAACCUUCCCCAAAUUGUUGACGGUGAAAGCCCAAGAGGAAGCCGAGGAGGAAGAAUUACAGGACCCACAACAAAUCCUCAGAGAUCAAUGCAGGGAAACGGAUCACUGCAAGCAUUUAGCUGAAAAAUACGAGGCGUGCAACGAGAGGGUCAGAUCUAAGUCACGUACCACUGAGACUUGUACCGAGGAGUUGUUCGAUUUCCUGCACGCCCUCGACCACUGCGUCACCAAAGAUCUCUUCAGCAAACUGAAGUAACUCGUAAUAACUUGGAUAGUUGCGUAGGUUUAUUAUACAAAUGGUGUCAUUGUGUUCUUAGAAUGUAAUAAAUAUUUAAAGUGGAA
This is a messenger RNA of Anoplophora glabripennis (Asian longhorned beetle), 438 nucleotides long. It is a transcript of the gene UQCR-11, whose product is annotated as cytochrome b-c1 complex subunit 6, mitochondrial-like. Bases 83 to 352 code for a protein of 89 amino acids. Gene Ontology annotation, biological process: mitochondrial electron transport, ubiquinol to cytochrome c. The transcript is spliced from 2 exons. The record is from RefSeq and is a predicted model, not a curated record. Lineage: Eukaryota; Metazoa; Arthropoda; Insecta; Coleoptera; Cerambycidae.